Messenger RNA from Aspergillus ruber CBS 135680, 1047 nucleotides. RefSeq lists its product as uncharacterized. The transcript has 2 exons. NCBI's taxonomy places the organism in Eukaryota, Fungi, Ascomycota, Eurotiomycetes, Eurotiales, Aspergillaceae. Bases 1 to 1047 code for a protein of 348 amino acids. The record is from RefSeq and is a predicted model, not a curated record.
AUGAGCUUCCUCGAUUCUGUGCUUACGUCCAUCGAGACGGGCAAACCAUCUGCGAUCCCACCGGCAACAUCUCGUCGUCCGGAACCUCCCGUCUCAUCCUCUACAGCCAAGUCUGAAGUUCGCAAACCCAGCACACCAUCCCGUGAUACUUCUUCCGAGAAAAAGAUCGCUACAGCAGGGAUGAAGCGGAAAGCUGAAGAGCAGCUGCAGCGUCCAUCGAAACCGGAUAAUCGAGCACCUGGUAAAUCAGUGCCCACGAAGCCUACAUCCACGAAGCCUGCACCCUCAAGGCCUACCACAUCUACAGCAUCAAAACCUCCCCCGAAUCAAGCUUCAAAUGCAGCCAGAUCUGCGUCAAGCAACAAUACGCCUUCAACCCCGAAGACUGCGCCUGCUUCAUCCAAACCUCCCCCAGGAUCAUUCGCCGAUCUCAUGAUGAAAGCAAAGGCUCUUCAGCAGACUGCGCCGGCGCAAGUAGGAAUGUUCAAACACCAAAACAAGACGGCGCCUAAAGAAAGGCUCAGCAAAAUGGAACGCAAGAAACGAGCGAUGGAAGCACAGGCGAAGGAGAAAGAUCCACGACUGGCAAAAAAAGGCGGUGCCGCCGCUGGAACUUCAGCGGGUGCCAAACUUGGCGAUGGAAAACCGGCGAGAAAACGAGAUCCUGAUGAGCCCACCUACAAAGGCACUGCCAGACCGACGCAGACGCCCGCGACAACUGAAUACCGAGGAACAGCCGGUUUACCACCCAAGCGUGAUCCCGCUGAAAGACAACGAUCUAAAGCCAGCAAACGAUCACGGAUGGACGAUUAUCUUGGUACGGAUGAGGAGGACGAAGGUGAAUAUGCGGACGACUAUGACGACUACUACUCGGACGCAUCAUCUGAUAUGGAAGCUGGUUUCGACAAUGUGGAGUCGGAAGAGCAAGCGGCUCUUAAGGCCGCCAGACGAGAGGAUGAAGAAGAAUGGCAGGCCGAACUCGCAGCCAAACAAGAGAAACUGGAGCGGAAGAAGAAGCUUAUUUCGCUGGCGUCAAGGGCCAGAUGA